AUGCCGCCGGCUGCACUUGCACGACUGCGUGGCACUAAGGCGUUUGCCACGGAGAACGAAUUCUUUCAAAAGUUGUUGUCUGACUUGGAAGCUGAGCCAGAUCCACUGGUUCGUACUACCAAAAAGGAGGCGAUAGUAGAGCUCGGUUUGAUCUUCGUGAAUCGAUUAAUUCCCCUCCUGAAAGACAACGCUUCAGCUCUUCCAAAAUGUGUGGAAUGGUUGCAGAAAAUAGCAUCAAUCGAGGCUCAGGCCCGAGAAGGACCCCGGGUCUUCAUCGGAGUGGUUGGUUCAACAGGGAGCGGAAAGUCAUCAUUAAUCAACGCUCUUCUAGAUAAAUCCGUGGUCCCUUCUAACUGCAUGCGGGCGUGUACUUCAGUAGUUGUGGAAAUCAGCUUCAAUGAAUCUACCAACAGCGAAGAGAAGUAUGCAGCAGAUGUACAUUACAUCACUCCACAAGAAUGGGCUUUGGAAUUUGAAACUCUCAAACGAGACAUCAUGGACGACCUCGAGGACGAUGCGCUCGGCGAUGAUCAGUCAACCGAAGCAAAGACUGCAAGCGAUAAACUUAAAGUGAUAUACCCUGGGGUGGAUGUCAAGAAAAUACUGGAUAUGACAAUGGAACAGCUAGGCAGAGUCCGAGAUUUGUCGACCAUUCUCGGACAGACGGUAAUGAUCCGCGAAUCAACAGCAAAAUCCUUCUCACAAAAGAUCAAUGAUAUCAUCAGCAGCACCGGCGAAGAAGAUCAGGCAGCUUGUUGGCCCUUCGUACAAGUUGUGAAGGUCCGCUUGAAAGCCCCUAUUUUGCAGAACGGUCUUGUUCUGGUAGAUCUUCCAGGCCAGGGAGAUUACAAUGAGGCCAGAGCCCGUGUUUCUGAGAGCUACAUUCGGAAGCUGAGCCAUAUUUGGGUCGUUGCUAAGAUUGACCGAGCCGUUGACGAGUCUGUUGCGAGAAACCUUCUCGGGAGCAACUUCAAGAGACAAUUACUUAUGGAAAAUAAGUAUAAUAACAACUUUCUUACCUUCAUUGCAACUCACACAGAUAACGUGGACUACAGUAAUGUCAUUCAGGAGCAACAAGGAAAGGACCAACUAUUGACCGACGUACUCAACGAGCAGAAGCAACAAAAAUUGGCCUUGGGGGACUGUACCAAGCAACGCCGAGCACUUCAGAACGGUCUUAAGAAGGUUAAUGCAGAUAUCAAAUCAAUUAAAGGACUCCAAGGUGAUGUCCCUUCCCAAACAUUGCAUAGAAAGCGGAAGAGGAACGACAUGGCCGAAGCAACAGAAUCGAUCAACGAGUCAAGCCUGCACAAUCCAUCUUCUCGCCUCAAAACCAUUCAAGAACAGAAGAAAAGUAUGUUGGAGGAAAAGCGUACUGCGGUAAAGAGAGAAGGCGAGCUGAAGGCAAACGUCGAAACAUUACGCAUUAAAGUGAUGAUGGAAUGCAUCUCCACUCGCAAUAGAAUCGUGCAGAAUCGUCUGCAACACGACUUCGAGUCGGGCCUCACUGAGUACAAGCAGAAAGUGAGCCAGUCGCGAGAUGGUGGAAACUCCAAGGUCCCAGUGGUCACCAAGGAUAUACGACAAUGCAACUUAAGAACCUUCUGUGUAUCUUCGACGGCUUACGAAUCCUUGCAGAAGAAAAAGGCAUGGUCUAAGAAGCCGGAAGCUUUUCCAACCUUGGAUUCGACGCAGAUUCCACAACUGCAGAACUUUGCAAAACAGUGUACUCUGGCUCGAAAAGAGAGAGAUGCGAGCAACUUGAUCACUCAAUUAGGUCUCAUGUACGUUGACAUCAAAGCCUCGGCAGAAAGUAAGAACGAAACGCAUGGCCUGUCAGAGGACCAGAGAGUGGAGUUACAGAGUUUGUUGAUACAGAAGUUUAAGAUGCAUGAACAGGCGAUCCAACAACUUCAGAAUGAUACGAAGUCCGAACUCCACUUGUGCAGUAACGAGUUGCUAUCAACACUGGCCAGAGCGGUGUCUGGAGCACCAGGAAUGGCCGCGAAGCGAUGCGAACGCAUAAAAUCCCAAAAGCUACGCCCGCAGACAUGGAAGGCAAUUUGCGCCCGAAAUGGUGUCUACAUGACCUCCGGUAAGAACCAGCAACGUCAUAACUGGCAAGAACAAUUCGCCAGUGUCAUACUCGUUCCAUUGACGGCCGCCUGGGACGAUAUCGUGAAUAAGUUGAUACCCAAAGUCCUCCAGCAACAUGAGACGAAUGUCCUCAAAGAGUUCAGUACCUACGCCGACGAUAUCAAAAAUACAGUUGAACUUAUUUGCGACCCAGGGUACAAGCCUCUCCAAGGAAUACUUGAACAGGUUUCGCUACUAAAGGACGAAGCAAAUACUCAAUUAUCUGAUAUUCGAAAACUGGGGAAAUUUGCUCAGGAGAUUUCUAUUGAAACCACUAGGCUGGCUGCUAUAAGCUUGAAACCAUAUACAUCCAAAAUGGGCAAGGAAAGAGGAAAAGGAGUAGGAAAUCGGAUGAAGGAUCUUCUAUCAGAUCAUAUUGAGAAGACGUCUAUGUACGUCAAUAUGGACCAGAAUAUCCGGAACAUUUUUGAGAAGAAAAAGCAUGAGCUAUCCCACAAGCUACUCGAAACGUCUAUGAAAGCAUCAAGCAAGCUCCACGAAGAUCUCGAGGCUAUGUUUAAAGCCCCUGCUUCUCAAGUCAGCCGUUUGGAUCCAUCAACUCUUGUUUUGAAAGCGAAGCUUUUGAAGGAGGGUCACGCCAUUGAAAAGGCAUGGAUGAAUGCGCGUGAGAAAAACGAGGUUGUCCAUACUUCCAUCGAGCCAAAUUCCGAAGGCUCCGAAGACCCCGACAGUGAUGACGAUGGCGCCAGUGAUGGAGGUGACGAUGAUGGAAGUGAUGGAGGGGAUGAUGAUGAAGACGAGCAAAAGUUCAAGGAGCUUGGUAUUAUCAUGCAACAGUUGAGCAAGCAAACUAACAGCUCUUAAGCUGGAGAUAGUGGUGGCGGUCACUUUUUGCCCCUGCAUAUAUUCAAAGGGUUGGGAGAAUUGAGUUCAACACUCAGAAAUAGUUCUAC
Molecule: messenger RNA, 3050 nt
Organism: Hyaloscypha bicolor E
Lineage: Eukaryota; Fungi; Ascomycota; Leotiomycetes; Helotiales; Hyaloscyphaceae
Exons: 6
Coding region: 1-2961 (986 amino acids)
Source: RefSeq, a predicted model, not a curated record